Thalassophryne amazonica is the source of this 1223-nucleotide messenger RNA. RefSeq names its product mitochondrial ribosomal protein L1 (gene mrpl1). The transcript is spliced from 10 exons. The coding region runs from base 203 to 1165 and encodes 320 amino acids. Lineage: Eukaryota; Metazoa; Chordata; Actinopteri; Batrachoidiformes; Batrachoididae. The record is from RefSeq and is a predicted model, not a curated record.
AGCACCGGGCUGGAUUUUAUGGGCUAGCAGCCGCAGGAUGCGCGCCGCCCGGGCUGGUCGAGUCCACGUGCCGGGGGAAGACCAAGAGGCCGAAUUUAGCUGAGAUUCAACGCAAGACAGCAACACCAGAAGCAGGAAGUCAGCGUGCCGGAACCUUUGACGUGUGUUAUUGUUUCCAUACGGAUCAACGGUGUUGUCAGACAUGGCGGCUUGCAUCCACACACUGUUAAAAGUUUUAACAGGAUGUCAGAGGCAGUUACUUAGCACCGGGGGUUCUUCCCAUUCAGGUGUGUCAUACGCUGUGUCAAGGAAUCUCCCGGUCAGGACGUUUGCAGCAGCUAAGCCAAAAAAGAAAACGAAAAAGGAAGCAGAAGCGGAGGAGGUGAAGAAACGGAGGCGAGUCCUUGAUGAAACAGGCAGACAGCAACUGUAUGUUAAGAAGACGAAGGUACCCGUGGAUGAUGUGUACUUGGUGAAGUACUACCCCACGCCUGUUUACGGUGCAUUGGAGGCUAUCGACUUGCUGAAGAGAUUCCAGGUUUUGGACUUCACUCCCCACGAUCAGGCCGUUUACAUCAACCUACAGCUGGACAUGUCACUAGAGAAAAAGAAAAAAGUGGAUCAGUUUGUCAGCACUUUGCAGUUACCACACCCCUUCAAGAAAGACCUAAACAAAGUCUUAGUUUUUACAGAGGACGCUAAUCAAGUUAAACUCGCCCUGGAGAGCGGAGCUGCGAUUGCUGGAGGAGCAGAGCUCAUAAAGCCGCUCUUACAUGAUGAGAUUUCCGCGGACUUCUAUAUUGCGGUACCAGAUAUCCUUCCCAAACUUCUGCUGUUGAAAAGCAAACUGAAGAGGAGCUUUCCCAAGAGUACGAGAGGCACAGUUGGUGUCGACAUUCCCAAGAUGGUCGAGGUUUUUAAGACUGGUUACGAGUACCAGGUGGAUCACCAGUGCUACAUCAUAACCCAGAUAGCAACGCUCGACAUGCCCACAGAUCACAUCUUUGCCAACCUGCAGGCCAUUCUGACUGAUGCAUGUUCGCACCGACCAGCUGAGUUUGGUCCUUUCAUUCAGGGUGCGAUCAUCGCCAGUCACACCAGUGAGGCGCUCUGCUUCAAGACUGAAGACGUUUUACAGCAACCAGAAGAGGAGCAGCAGGAGUGACGCCUGUCACAUUAAACAUGUAAUUAGGGAGAAUAUUUACUGAAAACAAUAAUAAAAA